This is a messenger RNA of Cuculus canorus (common cuckoo), 6625 nucleotides long. It is a transcript of the gene FABP2, whose product is annotated as fatty acid binding protein 2. Gene Ontology annotation, cellular component: nucleus; cytosol. Gene Ontology annotation, biological process: fatty acid transport. Gene Ontology annotation, molecular function: fatty acid binding. The transcript has 4 exons. The record is from RefSeq and is a predicted model, not a curated record. NCBI's taxonomy places the organism in Eukaryota, Metazoa, Chordata, Aves, Cuculiformes, Cuculidae. Bases 6149 to 6547 code for a protein of 132 amino acids.
GUUAUGUGUUCUGGCUUGCUUCUGUCCUAUGACUACUUAGCAAAACUAGCUACAUUACUUAGGAAAAUUAUUAGUUCUACUUUCUGUACAGCUCACAGAAUAUAGUCAGGUUAUUUUCUAUGAUCAAACUGCUGCUUAUUACUUAUUUCCUCAUUCUUCUCUUUGUACUGUUAUCACGCUUUUUAAAAUAAAAAGGACAAUGUCAAAUUUUACUCUUUGUUAAUUAAUGUUAUUAAGGCUGAAUUUUCAACACCUCCUUGUUCCCAAAUUCAAAUCAUUGCUUCUGUAAGUUUAUAUUUUAUGAUAAUAUCAAAUCCUGAAGAGGAAAAACUUCACUAAUAAUAUCAAGAUACUUAUAACUGAAGUACUACUGAGACGAGCCAGUGGUUAAGGUGCUUCUCGUCUAAAACCAGCAAAUAAUUCACUGCUAGUAACCACUAGGGAGCACCGCGGCUGCACUUUUUCAGAGCUGUCGGAAACCAGUUUGUUUAUUGGAUAAGGAGAACCGGCAAAUACAGCAAUUACACAGAUCUAUCCUGAUCCUUUGCACCCAGAUAUCAAUUCCUGGGGUAGCAGGUAAGAGAGAAGCCAACAGGCAACCCAGGGACUUCAAACAAAAUUGUGAAAAAAUUAUUUUUGACAACAAAAGCCUCAUCGUGUGCAAACUGCUGAUCCUAGAAUUCUAGACCAGUGGGCUUCUGGGCAAUUUCUGUUCUUUGCCUGUUAGGUUCUCCACAGCAACACUUCUGGCGUGACUUUUUUUAGCUCUAGGCAAAACCAAAAAGUAUGCACAUCCCUGACGAACAACCAUCUCAUUCAAAGAGUUAUGAAGGGCCAGAUUUAGUUCAGCACAAAACACAAGCACUGUUUGCUUGAACCAACGGCAGUUUAUGAGUGCAACUGCACAACUGUCUGUGUAUAUCGACAUACACCAGGUAACCAUCUGCUGUGGGGACUACAAUCUUUCCAGCCCACUCUCCUGCCUAGUCCGGCUCCUGCUCUUUGUUGCCUAAACGUCUGAAUUCAUUUCUGAGAAUAUUGGAAUACAUUUCUUACCCAGCCCAAGAAAGAAUAUAACCUUGAACAAAAGCUUUUUUUUAUUGAAGAUGUGAAAACAGCUCCUUCCUCCAGCAGUAUUUUUAGUACCAGUGACAGCUAUAGCUGACACGCAUAUCACACUCCCAUGAAAUCUCACACUUUAAGACUUUUUGGAAAUAAUUCAAAUGUGUGAGUUUGCUACAAUAGCAAGCUUUAGGAUCUGAAUUUAUGCCAUCUGACAGCCAGAGUUUUUCAGCCUCUCAGUGCAGAGCUGCAUUUCUUAUCAUGUACAGAACUUCAGUUGAAAAAUAUCAGUUUAUAAACACAGUAAACUUUUACUUCAGUAUUUACUGGAUUUCUUGAAAUACCUGCCUGCACAUUUCCCCCCCAUUAUUCCAAAGCUCUUAUUUUAGUUAACAUGGAAAUUUACACUUUCUGAGAAACUGAACUUUCUCCUAACAUCUGCUUUAUUUUCUGUUCUGAAUCUGGACUAUCAAGUAAAGAUAAAAAUCCUCUUUCCUGCUGAAAUACAAAGGAUCAUCAAUUCAGCCAUAGCCUGCUACUGCCUACCCAGUGGCUCAUAAUGGCUGAUAAAUAGACCUAUACUUCGUACAAAUUUCUUCUCUUUAAUGCCAAAGAUCUUUAACGAUAACUAGGAGUAAAAUCCACAGUUAAAUCACACCACUAGUUUAGACAUGACAUAUUCACAUACAGACAUUUCUUCAGACUCCUUUGUGGUAGUUGAUCAAGUCACUGCACAUUAUUUUAUGACAUAUACAGCUUUUUUAAAGGAAGUUCAUUUUACACAUAAGUAAAGAGGUUAAUUUGAUCAAGGCUACAUAGAAAGUCCAUUUCUAAGCUGGAAAUAGAACCGGGAUCUGGGUGUCCGUUCUGCUUUUACGUGAGACAUGAAGAAAAGAAUGUUUAGUCUUGAAACCAUCUUUUCCUUUUGGAUAUACAAAUACAUAAAUAUCUGAGCCAUACAGGGUGCUCUCUUCCUAUUAUGCUGAGCUCAGAAGAAUUGAAGCUUGUUAUUGUACAGAUGAGAUUAGAUUCAAGUCACUAAUCCAGAUAAUCACAAUCAUCUUUGGUGGAGUUUGGAGCUAUAUCAUGAUCAAGAGUAAAAGUGUAUGAUAAGCAAAUAGCUAACGUGAAAUGAACUAAAAGUCCAGUUCAAAUUUUGGAGACACCGAGAAGACUGAUGCAGACUUUCAAAGCCAUACAUUGUUAGCUCAUUGGACUACAACUCGACCCCAACCUUUGAUCACAUUUCAUAUUCUGAACGAAAAGAAACUACUUCCCUAUAUUUGCCUGCUACUAAGUAAUUACCUCGAAAAUACUGGAAAACAGUGUUGAGAUAUACAUUUAUAUACCUUACAUAAGGCUGAUGAAAAGCCCUACGCAUCAACUGACUUAUCAGUCCCUACGUGACAACUGACAAAUGGCACUAAUACUCACACCCAUAUAAACUUUAAGGGAAAAGCACGCUUACUGUUAUUGGCAAUUGUUCACUGGCACCCUCUUUUCAUUGAAACCAGGCUAGAUACUCCUGUUCUAGGUAAUCCUAGGGUUCAUUUUAGCAUGCAGUAAAGGAUGAAGUAAAUGCCACAGUUGCUGAUGCUUUUAAGAAAAUCCUACAUUUUUCUUCUAGUUUUCUUCAAACUGGAUCUUACAGGCUCAUACACUUCAGUUCUCUCCAAUAAUCAGCUCUCAAAGCCAUCCAGCACUUUAUGGAUCAGAGCCAUUACACAGAAAUUAAAAAGGAGUAAAGAGUAAAUUUUAAGAUUCAUAGUCCACUAGUACCUAAUCAGACAAACGGAUCUAUACUCACUGGAGACUUCUAAGUAUUCCUCUCAUGUUAAAUCUUCACAUUGAACAAGUUGUGUAUUAGCAGCAUCCAGCAGAUUCUCCUUGAACAAAACAGAAGCAGAAACUCAGCAAACAGGCAGUUGGAGUAGGACAAUAUCUAGCUCAAGUAGGACCUAAUCCUGCUGCAAUACAGCACCCAACUGCAACAAGUACUUUGAAAUUAUUUAUCCAAGAGCUAGCAUUACUUAGGCUCCAUUUAGCUCCUUGUUGCUAGGCCACCCAUGGUUAUACUACACUUGGCUUUACUGGCAUAGAAUUAUCUACUAUUUGAUAUAAAUUUGAGUAUAUUGGUUUAAAUGCUUAGUAAAACUUCACAAUAAGGGAUCUUGGGGCACUUAAAAUUAUUUAAGUGCCCAACCAUCUUUGCAAUCCAUCCCAAGAGAUAUACAAGAGUCAUACAGUGGAAAACAUACAUAAACACUGCCAAAUCAGCUCACAGCUACUGACAGAAACCAGUUAACCUACAUGGUUUUAACAGGGAUUCACCUCUCAAUUAUAUAUAAAAUAAUAUUUAUGUAUUAUGUUUUUGCUGGCACCAAGCCUUUAUGACUCCAUGGUACAGCUGAGUUCUACUGUCCUAGCUAAUUUUAGGCAGAGCAACUUGAAGACAAGCCACAAAACAAUAGGGUAGAUGAAUGUAACCCACAGCAAAAGCAUUAUUGUCCUCCUGAUCUUUGGAAUCUCAUUGCCCAUUACCAUCCUAAUACAGCUUGGUAUAAUCACCACAAACUGGCAUGAUGAGAAUGGCAGGACCAUAUAAGUUAAUAAUUUAUUUCCAUCAGUUCAUUUAAAGAUCAAACUUCCAAGUUAAUAAGUCUGGUGCAUUUUCAGUGUUCUGAACCUGGCACGGUGAAGAAAGCCACAAAGCCAAGAAUACACACCCUUAGCUUUCAUGCUUGACAUGCAACUGCUAUACAAAACCCCAAGGCUUUCAAUGCAUCAUCUAAACAAAAGUUGUAUUUUUGAAAACCACACAAGGAAGAGGUAGACUGGGGGAGGGAAAAGGUUGUAGAAUAUUCCAACAUAAAAAAAAAAAAAAAUCCAAACUAUAAAACCAGUUUUUAUUAGAAUUUUAGAAGGAAACCCAGCUUUUAUAGAGACUCAAACUCUGGUACAUGUAAGAAAGCUGAAGUCAGAUUUUAGUGUGUUAAUAGUCUUAAGUAACUCAUGCAAAUUGAGAGAAAUUAAAAAUACGGCUGCUUGUUCUAGCACUGACAUUCCAUCAGACCUCAGAGAACAGUUCUUUAUGCUGUCAGCUCUACACCACUGUAGAGACACCAGGAAACUCAUAAAUGUUGAUCACCUGCAGAGAUUCUUACUUAACUGACAGAUCUGUGGGGCUGAUCUGAACAGGAUCCUAAGGAUUCAUGCCCAGUGAAAAGAAAUGUUAAGGAAGGGGAGAAUGGGACAGAAAUGGAGAAUCAAACUUGGAUGUGAAAUUCAGGACCCAUGGUGAAAGGGUGUGGAGUUGGCUGGUUAGCCUGACUUCUAGACAGAUGGAAGAAUUACAAGCAGGGGAAGGCAAGCUGUAAGAUAAACUGACUGGAAAAGCACAUUUGAGAGAUAUUCCUGCUAGUUAAGGACUCGCUCUGGAAGAUCUUCCCUCUUUUCUAAGGUUCAGAAAAACUGCUGAAGUAUGUUUGAUGUAGAAAUCCAUGCUUAGCCUGCAGCAUGUUACUACUCUUGAGUUAUAUUUUCAGAGGAUAAGAAGAUGAACUAGAUUCAAAUUAGGGGAGUAAUCAGUAACAUUAGUUUUAUUUACAUAAACUUCAGUUUCAAUGAAUAAAAACUACUACCUUAAUGUUUCUUAAAUGAAAUAAACCAACAGGUUCUAGGAGAGAUUGCAAAACCUGUCUAAAAAGUAGAAAAGCUCUGUUGAAAUGCUCAAAAUAGAAGGUUAUUUCCUAUUCAUUAGAUUUUUUAUAUAUGCUUGGAAUAACGUAAAUUAUAAACAUUAUUUUAGGCCUUGAUUUUGUACUGGAUGCAACAGAAGCAGUUCAAAAGUUGCACUGCACCUCUGUCAGAAAGAACCCUGUGGCAAAGAUGGUAAAAAGAGUUAACAAUUUUGUUAAGCAACAAUAAAUUGGAUGAACCAUAACCAGGAACUAGGUAUUUUUGUUUAUGGAUAUGUAGUAAAUAAAUAAUAUAGAUUGACAAUGAUAACUACAAAGGUCAAGAUCCACUCCAAUGCAAUAAAAAGAGAGAAACUGACUCUAGCUGAAAUUCAUUUUGUCCGUUUUCUGAGCUGGCUGGAUAUGACACUUGGAGACACUGAGUUUGGAUUCUGCACCAUGCUAACAAAAUUACUCAUCUUCUAUUCUACAGCUGGCUGAUUUUUACCCAGUUUAAUUACAGGGGUCAGCAUGUGUAUACUUCCCUAAGUCAAAUGUUUUGCCUGUACCUGACAACACUCCAGCUCACAGAGUAUUUCAAUUUUAUCCUUCACAAAAACAUAAUAAUUCUGGAAUUCUAUUAUUUAUAAAGAGGCAGCGUUUUUUUCCCCAACCAAAAUUAUGCCUACUUCUUUGCAAAUUUUCUUUUAGAACUUUUAUGUAAGUCAAAGUGAUAAAAAGUGCCUGAAACUGCACGUAGGCACUACAUAAUAAGACCUAAAUGGCAGUGUUAAAUAGAUAUCUUGAGGUACUUCCCUCACCAACAUUAAGAGUGAACAGCCUGAACGCCUUCCCAUCUGUCAGGCUUCUUCACCCUGCAAGACAGGAAUAGAAGAGGCAGGAAAAGGAAAGAGCAGGUAGCCAGUACAGGAAGAAUGGCAUGAUCUGCUUUUUCCUAGCCUUAGAGAAGAAACAGCAUUUCUGAGAUGGAAGGCCAUGGCUUUGACAGCGGUUGGGGCAGUGGAAGACAAGAGGACAAGAUACAAAGAGGAAGAUACUACAGAGAUAGAAAAUAUCAAGGAAUUUUCUUAGUUUAAUUACUGCUUUCACUAGGCAGCCUAUUUUUACUACAACACAAAUACAGCAAAUAAAACGAAUGGAUGAGCAAUUUUUUGUUACAACAAGCAAUAAAGAUACUGUCAUGGUUUGGGGGCAAUAAGAGAUUCAGGAAGCACUGGGGUCACGAUUGAAAUCUGGCUAAACUACAAUAAACUCCUUGAAAAGAUCAGUGCAUCAGCUGAGCUUUAGUCAGCCACAUCACCCUGUAAAUUGCUUUCAAGAUAAGCCGGCAUAUAAAUUCUCUUUGCAAAGAUCUGUUAGUUUAGAACACUCCUCCUGCAAACAGAAAUAUGGCAUUCAAUGGUACCUGGAAAAUAGACAGAAAUGAAAACUAUGAAAAGUUCAUGGAGGCAAUGGGUGUUAACAUUAUGAAAAGAAAGUUAGGAGCGCAGGAUAAUCUGAAGAUCACUAUACAGCAAGACGGAAACAAAUUUACGAUCAAAGAAUCAAGCAACUUCCGUACUAUAGAACUUGAAUUCACUCUGGGAGUGAGCUUUGAAUACAGUCUGGCUGAUGGGACUGAACUUACUGGUUCAUGGAACAGCGAAGGAGAUAAACUCGUAGGAACAUUUACUAGAAAAGAUAAUGGAAAAGUACUCAAAGCACAGAGAGAAAUCGUAGGUGAUGAACUUGUUCAGACCUACACAUAUGAAGGAGUUGAAGCCAAGAGAAUCUUCAAAAGAGGCUAAGUCCUUCACUCAGAACAGCACCAGAACCAAAAACCAAUGAAAAAAAAAUACUAUUCUUCUACAUAUCCUGUUUUUUUU